CAGCCCGCGCAGCGCCGGCGCGGAGCGGCGCGUGAGGGGCGCGCAGCGGCGGCCGGGGCCCGGCGGGGCUAUGCGGAGCGGCGGCGCGGCCGGGCGAGCGCAGCCCGGCGGCCCCGCGCGGGUCGCUGCGCGGCGGGCGCUGCCGCGGCGGCCCUGAGCGGCGCCUCCCGGAGCGCCCGCGCCGCGGGCAUCGUUUCCGCGCGGGUCUGGGACACGGCGAGCGGGAAUAUGAGCAGGAAAACGAGGCGCUGGAUCUUCCACAUCCUCCUGAGCCUCGGGAUUGUGUACAUCAAGAUCGGGGGUUUUUCCUCUGUGGUGGCCCUGGGCGCCAGCAUCAUCUGUAACAAGAUCCCGGGGCUCGCCCCCCGGCAGCGGGCGAUCUGCCAGAGCAGGCCCGACGCUAUUAUCGUCAUCGGGGAAGGGUCCCAGAUGGGCAUCAACGAGUGCCAGUUCCAGUUCCGCAACGGGCGCUGGAACUGCUCGGCCCUGGGCGAGAGGACCGUCUUCGGCAAAGAGCUGAAAGUGGGUAGCAGAGAGGCAGCGUUCACGUACGCCAUCAUUGCUGCCGGGGUAGCGCACGCGAUCACGGCCGCCUGCACGCAGGGGAACCUCAGCGACUGCGGCUGUGACAAAGAGAAGCAGGGACAGUACCACAAGGAGGAAGGAUGGAAAUGGGGAGGCUGCUCCGCUGACAUCAGAUAUGGAAUAGGAUUCGCCAAGGUGUUUGUGGAUGCCAGGGAGAUCAAGCAGAACGCGAGGACCCUCAUGAACCUGCACAACAACGAGGCCGGGCGGAAGAUUCUGGAGGAAAACAUGAAGUUAGAGUGCAAGUGCCACGGGGUCUCGGGAUCCUGUACCACUAAAACAUGCUGGACAACUCUUCCCAAAUUCCGGGAGCUGGGCUACAUCCUUAAGGACAAAUACAACGAAGCAGUUCAAGUUGAACCGGUGAGGGCAAGUCGUAACAAGCGUCCGACCUUCCUUAAAAUAAAGAAGCCGCUUUCCUAUCGCAAACCCAUGGAUACAGAUUUAGUGUACAUCGAGAAGUCUCCCAAUUACUGUGAAGAAGACCCUGUCACUGGCAGCGUGGGGACGCAAGGACGGAUGUGCAACAAGACGGCCCAGCAGUCCAACGGCUGCGACCUGAUGUGCUGUGGUCGCGGUUACAACACACACCAGUACUCAAGAGUGUGGCAGUGCAACUGCAAGUUUCAUUGGUGCUGCUAUGUGAAGUGCAACACGUGCAGUGAAAGAACAGAGGUGUACACCUGUAAAUGAGCACGGGCUGGGCAGCCUGACCCUGUAUCCCCAGCCACAAAUACAUUUGCACAUGCGCUCAACGUACCUACGCAAGACUGUAGCAAAGACCUCCUCUCCCAGAAGAAAUGCUGAUGAAUGGAUCCCUGUCUUUCCCUCUCAUGUUUCACUGCUUGUAUGGAUACACAUUUCAGACUCUUAUGAAAGUCGGCCAAGAAACAAAAACAACCCCCCCCCCCCCGCCAAACCACCUGACGUAUAGAAGAAAAAAGAUCAUCUCAGCUAAUCUGCACCUCUAAAGCAUGGAGCGUUGACUGCCUCAUGAAGAGACACCAGGCAGAGGAAAAACUCUGAGCUUGGCAACUGACUCUCUUGGUUUCAAAAUAGUUGGUCAAAAACUUCAGUGUAUGAGGAUCAGGGACAGGGGAGAGUCCUCAGAACGGGGCUGUGCGCAGGACGGGACGGACAGUGCCCCACUGUGAAUUGCCGCUGUCAGUGUGUGGAUGAUACGGAUUUAGGCUUCUACACUUGCGAAAAGCUUCUGCCGGUCUUGCCCAUCUUUCGACGUCUUACCAUUUGCUACAGCAAGUAGAACUGUGGAAGUUUUCUGUAGACACUGCUUUAUCUGCUGUUGUGUGUGUGUGCGUGUGUGUGCGCGUGUGUGUGCUGCAGAUUUUAGCACAGGGAUUUGGGACAUUUGGGCAUAAUAAUAGCAAUAUUUAACAAUUUAUUCAGAUAAAACUAAUAUUAAUUUAUUUAAUUAAAAAGAACUCUACCACCAUUUUUGGACCUAUUCUGCAAUUAAAGUAGAUAGCUUGCUUUCUUUGUGGAAUAAUUUUGUAGAAACAGCAAGGAAAAACUGGAGUUGUAUAUAUUAUUCUUUACUGGGAUAUUUCUACUAGUUGGACUUGCAGGAUAUGUUCUACAGUACUAGAUGUUUAAGUACAAAAGCUGGCAUCUUUAUAUAUAUGUACAUACACAAACACUUUUUUUUUUCCCUCUGUUUGCUGCUAGUUGUCUGGAACAAAAAUCAAAUGGUAGGGGUUUUAAAUCUUUACCAGAUUUUUUUUUCAUCAAUUAAAGAAAGAAGCAUUAAGAAAAUCCUGUUUGGAAUAUGUCUAGAAAUAAGGAACUCCAGACAAACUUCCAUCUUUUGGAAAAACCACCAUAGGAUAAGAGAGUAUAUUUUGUAAGAGACUAUUUUUAUAUAAAUAUUUUAUUUAUACUACGUCUGCUUGUUCAACCUGUACUUUUUCUCAAAACAGACAUGCAAUUUGUAAUUCUUAGGCUAUUUAACAGAGAAAGGCUAAUUAGUUUGUGGACACAACAGCAGCAAGCUGGAGACAUUCGGCUGCAACUGGUGGAUGUGUCAGAAAGCAGAGUGAACUUUCUCUCCGGAUGUGUGUACAAACUGGCUCUUUUCCUGCCGUUCAAUUUGCAGAAUAUGCAAAACAAGAACAGGGUAUGUAGCAUCAAUUUUGUCACAUGGCUUGAUUUCAUGAUUGGUAUUAACUGGAUGCUCAUUUAUCCCAUUCAGGAAAAAAUAUCCGAAUUAGCUUCCCACAUGCGUCAGUCAUUAAACUGUGGCGUUAUGACUAGCAAAUGUGCUGUGUGUGCUGUCAGUUAAACCUCUAUAUUGUGUUACUGUCAAAUUUGAUUUUAAUCAGUGGAAGACUGUAGACUAUGACUGUAAAAACUAGCAUGACACACAUCGUCUGAUUCUCAUAGAUAGGAUACAAAGCUCACUUUUUGUCCAACUCUUUUUGGCAUUUACAUUAUUCUUUUCCCCCAAAAGGACGGAGCUAAAAAAUCCAGAAAAAAACAUCCAGGCAAAUAUAAAGACUGCUCACUUAUUUUUGAGAGCCCCGUGAAACCAUCUUGUGCUCCAUUUUUGGUAUUUCCUUUUUCAUCACUUCUAAUUUCUUCAGAUAUUUGUGGGGUAAAUAUAUUCCUGCUUUUAGGAUCAUUCUGUUGCUCCUGCUUGAUUUGUUCGUGACUGAUAAAAAGUAACCUGAUAUUAAUAGCAUUUUCCAUUGGGUAAAAACAUGGCCCAGAACUGCUGGUGGCAUUGCCUGUUCUUCUAUCUGGGACAGGCAAGAUUCCUCCCUAGUUCCAAGAUACAGGAUCUCAUGACUUUAAUAAGGUGAAGAGUGUUAUCAGUAAAGGAAGCAAACCACUCUCCAGCACGCAGUGCAUUUCACUGACUGCUGUCGAUAACAGCAAGUAUUACAAAGAAUAGAGAUUACAGAUGUGUGCUGAGUCCAUUGAUCUUUCUGAGGCAAAACUCCCACCUAAGACUACGAAAACUGUGGCCUACGCUGAGAAAGUAAACAGAAGUACCAUUAAAAAUGUUUCAAAAAUUUAGUAUAAUAACCUAAACUUUUAGAAUUUGCCUGAAUGUGGCAUGACAUUUUUCUAAACUCUCUUCUCGUUUAUAUAUGUUAUUUACAUGAAAACACAAAUCCAUGCAGUACCUGCUCCUCUCAAUGUACAAUUAGGAUAAAUUAUAAAGUUUCUUUGCAGACCUACAACUUAAAAAAAUACAGUUUUUCUACAAUUCAAACAGCAACAUGAGGAUCAAAGUAAAAUAUGAUUAACAUAAUUUACUUUCAAACUUACGACUCAUCAACAUAAAGCAAUAUAAAAGCUUCUUUUUUGUAAUGGAGUUUAUGCUUUUAGGUUGUCUAAAUUCCGUGUAUCAGGAACUGAUAAGACAUAAAAUGCAAUUAAGUACAUACAGUAUGGCUGUUAAUAACAAUAUUACAGUAUGGUUUAGUAAAAUAGAUCAGAUAUUUAAUAUUGGAAUUUCCUCCCCCCUAGUUUGUAUUGGGUUUUUACUAAGAGGAUAUUGCAUCACAGUCAACAGUGUGUUUUCUUCCCUGAUUAGAGUAUUUUACAAAUUGUUAUUUUUGCAGUAUGUUUUUACGAUAGGAAAGUAAUCUGUAAAGCUCCUGCUCCCUAUAUAUUUCAAUAUACAGCGAUGCACAAUGUACAGCUAUCAGAUUAAUUCUUAAAGAACAAAUAUCUUUAAAUAGUUUUACUCACAAUAAUAAAGAACUGGACACACAAUGAAAUGAAUCUGAUAUACCUUUUCCCUAUUGCUUACAAUAUUGCCGGUGAUCUGUGCACUAACUAGAGAAAAUUUCAGUUUGUCUAAUAAAAUGAAGUAUCAUUCUGGGAACUUCACAAGGUGCUUUAUGAAUUCAGGAGCAAGGAAAGCCACAUGCUGCAUUCAGCUAGAAAGUAUUUGGAAAUUUGGCUAUGUGCUCUUAGAUAAGAGGAAUCUGGCCCAUCAGAAUCUGGAGCUAAUUGGCCAUUCUCUAAAUGUGCUUCAAUGGCACGAGGAAUAAACAGGAGGAGGAGGAAGAUUUACGGUUUUGUAGAUACCCCUCCCCACACCACAGUUUGUCCGCAGGGAUAGAGGAGUUCUGUUGUCGCGCGGUGAAGAAGCGCGCAAUGGAGUGAAACGCGCACAACUGCAGAACAGUGCAGCUCUCGAAAGAAAAUACAUCUUCUCGUCUCUGCUAAACAAGGGGAGGGCCGGAUUGCUGUCCCCAUAACUGAGGCUUCUAAAGAAAACACACAUUCGAGAGGCAGGAUGAGUAAGAGGAGUAGGAAGAGUAAGACAACGAACAUGGUCGCAAGUUGGGAAGCUAUUUUGUAUGAAAUCUCACUUCCCAUUUGAUCCUGGAAGCCUGAUUCACGGAAAGGAAGCAGUUCUGCACUGGGAUUCCUAAGCAAGUUUUAAGAAUUUUACCUCUCAGCCUCUUUUAAAGGACAACUAACUUGAUUACAGUUAGCUUGAAUACUUGAAGUACCUACAUAAAACACAAGUCAAACAAUGAUUAAGUUUUCUUUGCCAUGUAGACACAAAGCUAACUGAGAUAUGUCUUUCAGCAGUGAUAAUUAGAAUGAAAACAUCCUUAAAAUCUAAUCUUAAGUAGCUCAUUCAGUAAAGUUAUUCUAAAGGUACAUAGUUACUGAGAAAAGGAAAAUAACAAACAUAUACCAUCUUACACAGACUGCUUAAUGAACUAUCCUGGGGAUUACAAAACCUGUUUUAACUGACCAGGCUUAAAAAGCAAUUCUUUGAAUACAGAAACAUCACAGGCUGCAGUCAGGGUGCACAUAUUCAGAAGAAGAUUCAGCAAAAGUAUUUCUGACAAUAUUUGCACAUUUAUCAUUAUAAUGGGGAAAGACGCACUGUGGAUGUCCAAAAUAAGUGUAUUGACUAAUACAGCCCACCCAAAGUUGUAAUCCCAAGAAGACCUGCUGAACAGCAAGCCCUCCAACUGCACUGUUGGUAGCAGGACUAAACUGCUGACGCAGCGAUUGACACGUCUGGAGAGGGGAGGCCAAACCCUGACCAAUACCCCGCCUGUCAACCAGCGGGUGUGCAGUCUGAUUCAGGGCCUUUAACAUUCCAGAGUUUUACAUAAUUGAAUGAAGUACUGGACUUUUAUCACACAGCAGAACACCAGACUAUGAAGCUCAUCUAGACUCUAAAACACUCUUCCUUAAUUCGAGGUAACUUCGGAUAGCUCUCGGUACGGAAAGUGACUUAAUUCACUAUGCCAAUUUAUGUUCGUCUGGGCAAAAUCAUACCAGUAAUUCCUCACAGGCAAGCAUUUUAAUCCCGAACAAAAACUUAGGGAAUCCUUCCUCAGGAAACAAAUGUUAAUAACAUAUGAUUAAGUUAAAAUGACGAAAAGAUGCACUUGGAUCUAAAGGACACCAGGUGUCUAAAGAAGGAUACCAGAACUUUGCCGUCCUCUUGCCUUGAACAGUUCAGAGACGAUGUUUUAAAACUAUAAAGGCUUCUUCUGAUGCUUUGUAGUUUUAUGAGAGUACUCAUUUUUGCAUUUUGUUGUUACAUAUUCACAGAUUCAUCAAUAGCACAUACUGAGUGAUUUGGAAUUGGGAGGUCAAAAACACAUCCCAGAGAAAUCACACUUGGAAGUACAGCACAGUAUAUUUACUAUCUAUGCUCUCCAGUCCAUAUAAUUCCUCGCCUUGAUCCUGUAUUUUUGUCAGUAGUGACUGUAUCAUGCUUUUGUUACUUAAGAUGCCUGCUUUGUAAUAAGGUUUGAUUUCUCUGGGAGAAGAUGAGGUUAUAUUGACCUUUGAGAAAAUGUUUUUGUGUGCACGAAAUACAAACAUAAGGUGAAAAGGACGCUAUCAAAAUUGCACCAGUUACCUGCAAUUAGUAGCACACACCCAAAUUCUCUUAGCACGGAAAGCAUAACCCUAGGUUUUUUUGUUUCUGAUACUAGCUUGCAUCCCUUCCCCACGCCACAAAAUGCACGUUGUAUAUAACAUAUCAGAUCCACAGCUCAUUUUGUGGUUGUUGAUGCAGACAGCUCACUAGCACUGUGUCACAAGCCCAAUGCUGCCAGCACAUAAAGCCUUGUUUCUUAUGUACUUAUGGACAGGUAUUCCUCUUGGGAACUACACAUUAGGCAACUUUCUUUUACUGCAGUGCUUCACUUUCCCGUUUUCACCAGUGUACCUGCCUGCACAGUGUACAUGCUUGUUAUUUUAUUAUCUCCAAGCACUCAGAGUUUUGGCUUUCUACAGAGUGUUUAUAAGGCGCCCAAUGCGCUCCUCCCAGCUACUGAUGGCUUGUGUAUCUUGAUUUCCUCUCUGCGUAUGAGGAUACAAAGCACUACAGGAGGAGGACACUUGGCACCUAAAACAUUCACUAUGCUGUACCUGUAAUUCUGCAGCCCACUACAAGACAUCUGGAAUUACUUCAGUCAUUUAAUACACUCUGCCCCUCUAAUUUAACAUUUCAAUAUUGUCAAGAAAGCCACACUGAUGGUUAUUUAACAUGAAGUUAAAGACAGUGGACCAGAACAGAUGUUCUUUAAUUGACUAAACUUGUAUAAUAAAUUGCAGCAAAAAACCAUAAAGAGACAGUGCUGAAUUUUGUUCUCCAUCAGGUAGACUCAUCACUUUAAACAGGACUGCAGAGGGAUUGUGCAGUAGAGAGUGUCUGAUAUUACCCGUUAAUCACAUUUACCCAUUGUUCACAGCCUUUUUCUGGACUCUAAUUUUUCUUAUUCCCUCAAUGUUAUUUCUGAGCUUGCUUCCAUCACAUGAUGUCAGCAAACUGAUUAUUUUGACUGUUAAGAUUUUACAAAUGAGUUUGGCAGAUUCCUUCCUGGAUCCUUUAUGCCAUUUUUCCUUCUAUCCUGAAAUUCCUUUUAGUAUUUAUGCAGUAAAAGGCAAUAAAUGCUGUAACAUUUUUGGGACUUCAGUGACAAAGCAAAUAUCUAUUUCUGGCCCCACAGAACUUACAGAAUAAAUUAAAUCAAAACCCAUUAGAGAGGUGUCUGUAUAGUCCCCAGGGUUACAUUUUAAACUAUCAUGUACUACGGCUUGUUCUCAGUGGUGGAGGGUAGAGAUUCUCCAAGUGAUGGCAUCAGUAUCUCGCAGAAAAGCAAUUCCUAUCACGCUUCAGCAGAGUGAUGUGCUUUUUAGUGUAGAAAGCAGUUCAUCAGACGAGGACUACUCUUACUAAACAGUAAAAAAAGAGACUUAAAGAAACUAAUGGCCUAAUAGAGAUAGGAUGCAGCCCAGAAGUGUUUUGGAAAACCAAGAGGAGAACCACAUAAGAAGGAAAAACAUCGAAAAACUCCAUGCGUGGAAGGCAGACUAUUGAGUCUGUCAGAGAACAGAGAAAGGACUUGGCUAAAUGGGCCCAUUUUAGCCCAAGCUAAGGCUCUCUACUUGAUACACAGCUCAUAGUGCAAUCUCAUAAUAUUCCUCAGUGUGUUGUGCUAGGAGGAGGAGAAAAAGCUUGCACAUCUUGGAAAACACUUUUGGCCACUAACAUCUCCAUGUUAUCAGCAAUAAACCUGUUUUGUGCAUUGUUUCUUA
Messenger RNA from Dromaius novaehollandiae (emu), 8139 nucleotides. RefSeq names its product Wnt family member 7A (gene WNT7A). Gene Ontology annotation, cellular component: extracellular region. NCBI's taxonomy places the organism in Eukaryota, Metazoa, Chordata, Aves, Casuariiformes, Dromaiidae. The record is from RefSeq and is a predicted model, not a curated record. Gene Ontology annotation, molecular function: cytokine activity; frizzled binding. The transcript is spliced from 4 exons. The coding region runs from base 229 to 1278 and encodes 349 amino acids. Gene Ontology annotation, biological process: cell fate commitment; neuron differentiation; positive regulation of JNK cascade.